CCGCCCCCAAUCGCUGCGUGACGUCCUCCACGCGCGACGCGGAGUCGCCCUCUACCACCCCCACCACCACAAUCGUCAACGCGCUGUGAGCGUCCAAAUCUCCUGCGCCCUCGGUCAACCUCAGCGGCGAUGUCAGGCUUCGCACUAUACUGGAGCAAGAUGCGGCCCUAUUACCUUAACGCCCAUCCCCAGGUGUGGGUGGGCGUAGGCGUUAUGUUCUUCCUCUACUACAAACUCUCAUUCGGAGGCAACAAAGCGGUGAAGAGCAGUAGCACGGGUCACUAAUGUAAAUGUACCCCCAUGAAGACCGACCACAUUGCUGCACAUCUCCCUUCAAUGGACCAUGCCCUGGUUUAGACUUUGUGCUGGAUGCAAUAGGAACAUUGAUCACUGAGACUGUCAUUGUACCUAUUGUAUAACCUUUGUCACAAUAAAAUGUGAAAUCGAAAUGUUACUUCUCGUAUUUAGAUCUGCUAUUUCCAUCACAAUAGUCCUCAUUACAGUACUUCAGUUGAUAGAUUGGGUAUUGUAAACAUAUCUACAUUAAACAAGGAUGGUUAGGGAUAUUUCAUAAACUGUAAGAUUUAUAGAAAUACCACAAAUAUUUGCUUGAAAAUACAAAUUAACCAGGUCUAAUAAUAAAUUUAAAAGUCAGACUGGCUGUGGUACAUCUCUAAAAUGAGAUGGAUGUCUGGACACGAUAUGCCCUCAACUUGUGUCCAACAAUAAAAUUAACUUGGAAAAUAA
Messenger RNA from Petromyzon marinus (sea lamprey), 747 nucleotides. It is a transcript of the gene ATP5MJ, whose product is annotated as ATP synthase membrane subunit j. NCBI's taxonomy places the organism in Eukaryota, Metazoa, Chordata, Hyperoartia, Petromyzontiformes, Petromyzontidae. The record is from RefSeq and is a predicted model, not a curated record. Gene Ontology annotation, cellular component: mitochondrion.